Molecule: messenger RNA, 1529 nt
Organism: Meloidogyne enterolobii
Lineage: Eukaryota; Metazoa; Nematoda; Chromadorea; Rhabditida; Meloidogynidae
Source: the annotation of a GenBank genome assembly
GUUUAUACAGGCCAUGAAUCUCGUCUUUUAAUGAAUUCAGCAGCAGCUCCCAUAAAAACGCAUUGAUAUUUUAACAAAUCAAAGGAUUCUAUUUCUUUUUUUCUUAUUAAUUAUGAUUACUGUUGUGAGUGUUAUUGGUUCGGAAUUUUUUAAUUGGAUUUUGGGCAAGAGUUUUUAUAUUAAUAUGUUUGAACGUUGGUCUUUCCUUUGGAAUGCCCUUACAUUUUUUAUACUUUACAAUAAUAUUAUUCCGAUUAGUCUUCAAGUUACUUUAGAAGUUGUACGUUUUUUCCAAGCCGGAUAUAUUAAUCAGGAUUUAAAAAUGUAUGAUGAAAAUGUUGACAUCCCUGCUAAUGCUAGAACUUCUAAUUUAAAUGAAGAAUUAGGCCAAAUCAAAUAUUUAAUGACUGAUAAAACUGGAACAUUGACAAGAAAUGUUAUGAAAUUUAAAAGAUGUCAAAUUGGUGGGAUAGAUUAUGGGGACGAUAAUCAUGAUGAAUUCUCUGAUGGUAAUCUUUUGAAAGAUUUGUCUGACGGAAAGGAAAAUUCCGAGUUAAUAUAUGAAUUUAUGUUGAUGUUAGCUUGUUUUGUUCCUGAACAUAAAGAGAAUGGCGAAAUUAAUUUUCAAGCAACUUCCCCUGAUGAAGGUGCUCUUGUUCGAAUGGCAGCAAAUAAUUCUUUUAUAUUUAAUGAGCGUAGACCAACCGAAAUUUUUGUUCAGACGCCUUAUGGAUUGGAAUCUUUUGAUUUAUUAAAUGUGUUAGAAUUUACAAGUGAUCGAAAGAGGAUGAGUGUAAUUCUAAAGGAUAAAAACAACAAAAUUAAACUUUACUGCAAAGGAGCUGAUAAUAUUAUAUUUGAUCGUCUUUCUUCUGAACUAAAUUUAGCUCAUUCUUUGGAAAGUGCGACUCAGGCAUUAAAUGAUUAUGCUCAAAAAGGGUAUCGAACCCUUUGUUUUGGAAUGAGAGAGCUUGAGCCAGAAUUUUAUUCAAAUUGGAUAGAGGAAUUUAAAACAUCUUCAACAUCAUUGGAAAAAAGAGAAGAAAAAUUGGCAGCAGUUUCAGAGAGAGUUGAAUGUAAUUUGCGAUUAAUUGGAGUUUCUGCUAUUGAAGAUAAAUUACAAGAGAAUGUUCCAUUAACUAUUCGUACAUUGUUAAGUGCUGGAAUUUUUAUUUGGAUGCUUACUGGUGACAAAUUGGAAACGGCUAUUCAAAUCUCCCAUUCUUCUUCGAUAACUUCAAAAGAUACAAAAUUAAUGAAAAUUGUUGAGAAAUCAUUCGAAGCAGUUUUGGCCAAACUUAAAUUUUUUAUUAAUUCGGCCAACCAAUAUAUUGAAUCUGGAACUGAAUUUGCUUUAGUUAUUGAUGGCGGGAGUUUACAUCAUGCAUUUAUUGGCGAAGCCCGCCCCUUCUUCUCAGAAUUAAUUGGUAAAUGUCAAGCGGUUAUUUGUUGUAGAAUGACACCAAUUCAGCUGAAAUUGUUCAUAUAGUUAAAGUGCUUAAAGGAUCUGUUUUAGCCGUAGGUGAUGG